AUGGCUCCUGUAACCUCCAUUCUCUUUGCCGCCCUUACUGCUGCCACACUGACGUCAUUAACCGAUGCUGCCGCCUCCUCCUCGCCCCCGUGGCUAGCCGCCGUCCCGCCACCGCCAUGCGUGGCGCCCCCGUCGGCGGUGGCGUUCCUCCGCGCGCGCUGCUCCGCCACGCCGUACGGCGUCGCCUGCUACGACGCCCUCGUCCCCUACGCGUGCACGUUCCAGACCAGCCCCGUCAAGCUCGCCCGCGCCGCCGCCGACGUCAACCUGGCCCGGCUCCGCGGUCUCUCCAUGCGCGUCAAGGAGGUGGUGGCAAGCCGCGGAAGUGCCGGCGGCGCUGGGGCCGAGGCGGCCGCGCUCCGCGACUGUGCCAGCACGGUGGCGUCGGCCGCCGGCCUGGCCAAACAGUCGGCGGCCGAGCUCGCCAAACUCGACGCCGCGGGAGCCGCCGCGGCGGGGAGAAACAGGGUCAGGUGGGCCAUUGCCAACGCGCAGACGUGGCUCAGCGCCUCCAUGGCGAACGAGGCGACGUGCGCCGACGGGAUCGCGGUGGCGGGCGCCGCCGCGUCGCUGGCUGCGAGGGAGGUGGUGAUAGGAGUUUUGAGCGCCAAGGAGCACACCACCAUUGCCCUCGCGCUCGUCAAUGGCAUACCGGUGCCGUCUUAA
Panicum virgatum (switchgrass) is the source of this 666-nucleotide messenger RNA. Its product is annotated as pectinesterase inhibitor 10-like. Gene Ontology annotation, molecular function: enzyme inhibitor activity. Lineage: Eukaryota; Viridiplantae; Streptophyta; Magnoliopsida; Poales; Poaceae. The coding region runs from base 1 to 666 and encodes 221 amino acids. Gene Ontology annotation, biological process: negative regulation of catalytic activity. The transcript has a single exon. The record is from RefSeq and is a predicted model, not a curated record.